UCCUCCGGGGCGGCAGGGGGCGCGGCGCGGCGCGGCGCGGCGCGGGGCGGUGCGGGAUGCGGCGGGCGGAGGGCCCCGGCUCGCCGCUGUGCGCGGCCCCGCUGCGGGAGGCGCGCGGCGGGGGGUCGCCGCCGUCCUCGCUAUACCUCAGCUUCUUCGAGCAGGAGUGCCGCGACAUCGUCGCGCGCCUGCGCCAGGCCGCCGAGCCCUCGCCGGGGCAGGGUGACCGCAGCGCGCUCUGGCCCGACGCCGCCGCGUUCGUCACCUCAACGCCGCUGCGGGACUCGCCGCCCCGGGACGAUGCGGCCCCGGACAGCGCCGCCCGCCCGCGCGCGCCUGUCCCUGAGGCGGCCGCGGCUCCGGCUCCGGACCCGGCCCGGGGCGGGCCCCGCCGCCUCCCGCAGCGCGCUGCCGGCGCGUGCCCCGGCUCCCGCCCGCGCGCCCUGCCCCGCACAGCGGCCCCGCGCGGCGCCGCACAGCAGCGCUGCGGGCGGCAGGGCCCCGCGGGCUGCGGCGGCAGGAGGGCCCCGCCGGGCCCGGAGCUCCCCAAGGCCGGGAAGGGGCUCGGGGCCCCGAGAUCCAGGCUCCCGCAGCCCGCAGGUGCUGCCCGUGCCGGAGCACUCAGACAGCCCUCCCGGGGGCUCUCCACAGCAAUUCCUGCUGCGGCUUCUCGCUCCCGGCUGCGGCCUCUGAGAAAGGUGGCUUCCCCCAAGCGGUUCCGCGGAUCAACUACCCAGGAGCUGGUGUGCAAUAGGACCCAAGAGCUGGAGAAAAAUGAGAGCAAAGAAUGGCUGGUUGGGACCGUCCUGGGCGUGGGUAAGGCUGACCAGACGUGGGUGUGUGGGGAGCCCUCUCUUUGUAGUGAGAUAUCCUCUGACCCAGCCCCAGGGUGUGGGGAUGCUGUCACUGCUGAGCAGUCUGCAGGUGAUCAGCUGUCUCAGGAGCUGAAGCAUGUGAAGAGCGAGCUGGAGCGAGUGAAGGGCGAGCUUGCUGACAAGACUGCCCAGUGUGAAGCCUAUCGCCGGACGAUCUGCUCCUUGCAGGCUCGGCUCAGGGCAGCAGGAAUGUGUCUGGAAGAUGCAGCAAAGGAGGAAGGUGGUGACUUGGGGAGAGCCUGACAGCAGCACAUGGAGACAGAGCCACAACAGCCACUUGUUUGCCCACCUGAGCUGCUGGGACAGUGAUACGUGGAUCUUUUGAACUAAUUCAUUUUGCACUCCUUGUAUUUAAAAUAAAGGAUUUGUAUUUAAAACAAA
Molecule: messenger RNA, 1256 nt
Organism: Strigops habroptila (Kakapo)
Lineage: Eukaryota; Metazoa; Chordata; Aves; Psittaciformes; Psittacidae
Product: translation initiation factor IF-2-like
Exons: 7
Coding region: 57-1118 (353 amino acids)
Source: RefSeq, a predicted model, not a curated record